Molecule: messenger RNA, 3668 nt
Organism: Ctenopharyngodon idella (grass carp)
Lineage: Eukaryota; Metazoa; Chordata; Actinopteri; Cypriniformes; Xenocyprididae
Gene: phf21b
Product: PHD finger protein 21B
Exons: 13
Coding region: 319-1923 (534 amino acids)
Source: RefSeq, a predicted model, not a curated record
UUUUAAUUUGCGUGGAAUUCGUAGCCUUUCAGAGUGAUACAACGGUAACAUUCUUUCGCCUUUAUGACGCCAUAAUCACUUUGAGCGCAGAUUGUUAAAACGCUCUUUGAUGCACUUUCACGCGUGCGGCGUGUUUUUUUGCGAUUUGCACUAAUAAUGCGGCGGUUUUGUGUAGCGAUCGGGACGAGACCUGAAUAUUUAUGAGGUUCAAACGGACUCACUGCUCGCCGCUUUGUUCCUCCCUCACAUCCUAACUUGAAACACUUUAAACGAAACGUCUUUUUGUUGUUUUACUUCGUUUAGAAACUAGUUGCACAGAUGAAGCAGGACCCACAGAAGCUUGCUGUCAGAAGUUGUCCUGUGGGGACAACCGCCAAACCCCUCGCCCUAAUCAAGCCACCCAGCCAGAGCAUCGCCAUCUCUGUGGUGCCAGCAAAGACUCCCGUUUCCAUGGUGACAGCACACAUUAACGGACAAAAAGCGUUGAGUUCUGAGACGCUCCAGACAUCUCCCAUCAACCUCCAAACACCCGCCGGACAGCACAUCAACCGCUCACAGAUGUUGGGAGCCCUCACCGCGAUCCCUAUAAAGGUGCCUCACAUCAGCUCUCUGCAGCGACUGGCAGGACACUCACCCAGCGUUCUACCUCAGGUUAGGCCAAAGACCCUCAUUCCAGACAGCCUUCCCCACAGCCCAUGCCGAGAGCAGCAGUCCGGUCAAACGCUGGUCGUGCCGCAGAGCAUGGCUGUGGUCAGCCCAAAAAGCCAAGGCGCAUCUUUGCCAACUGCCAACAGCACCUUCAGUCACGAGCGACUGUCCAGCGGGCAGGACGAGAGUUCCUCGUCGCCCUUGUCUGUGCCGAGUGUGUCCACAGCCUCCGCCAGUCCAGGGGUGGCAUAUGCCAUCAUCUCUGCAGCCUCGCCAGCAGCCCAUGUGGUGUCAGGUGUAACCGAGGCCAUCAAGGUGCAACCGCUGAUUUUCAGCCCAGACAGCAAGGUUAUAAUCAUUCAGCCACAGAUUCCCAGCAACUGCAAGAGUUCUCCAGCCUCACAAACUGACAGUCCUGUGAAGGAGCCAAGCCCUGACCCCUCGACCCCAGCCAAAAAGCAGGAGGAUCCAGAGAAAAUUGCCUUCAUGGUUGGGCUAGGCCUGGUCACUACAGAACACUUGGAGGAGAUCCAGAGUAAACGGCAGGAGAGGAAAAGGCGAAGCACAGCUAACCCUGCGUACAGCGGACUGUUUGAACCAGAGCGUAAACGACUUGCCUCCAAUUACCUGAACAGUGGGAUGUUUUUGUCGGCGAGAGACUCUGAGGAGCUUUGCUGGAAGGAGGAGCUGCAGCAUGAUGAUCACUGUGCAGUGUGUAAACAGGAAGGAGAUCUUCAGCCGUGCCACACUUGUACCCGCGCAUACCACCCCGACUGCCUGAAUCCCCCUCUCAAAACUGCCACCCGGGGCAUCUGGAUGUGCCCCAAGUGCCAGAAGAAAGUUUUGAACAAAGAGAACUUGUCUUGGCCACAGAACUUCAUCCAGUCGUAUGUUACACAUAAAACAGUGAGAGAGGAGGAACGCAGGAAGCUAAUGAGGAGAAACACUGAGCUGAAACUCGAGUGUGAACAUCUGAGCGAAGAGGAUCAGAGACUCUGCGGUUCUCUCUCUAAAUGCAUUGAGCAGAAGGAGCGACUUUUGGGUCAGCAGCGAGACACUCAAGCAUCCCUGGAGCGUCUCAAGACUCUGAUUCGACUCAUCCAGCGCGACCAGAUGAUUCAAGUUACUAUGACGGCCACCACCACCACCGGAGCAUCGCUGCUCUCACUGCCGUGGAUCAAAGCCGCAGGCAGCAGCACCAGCACCACAGCGCCCACAGCUGGCCCCUCCGCAGUACUGCACAAAAGCGUGCUUCAGCCGCAAGGAAACAACUGACCCCGAACCCACACAAACACACAGAACAGCUCCGUACAAGAUCGCCAGACGGUGAUAUCCAACCAAUGUGCAUUUUCUUCUGGUAAUGUCUUACCAUAAAAUAAUGGGAGAAUUUGAAGGAAAAAAAUAAUAAUAAUUGAAAAAAAGAAAUAAGCGUCACUCGAUUCAUAAGUAUUUUUUAAAGCCAACACACACAGUGCUCACAAGAUUUUUUUUAUUCACUGUUUUUUAUUGUAUAAUUUUUCUUGGCCUUAAUGUAUUUAUGACUAGAUUACAAUGCUGUUGCAGAUAUAUGAAAUAAGUAUUCUACAUAGAAACAUUUCUUUUUAUGCUUUGCGUUUUUUAUUGGGGUUUGGCGUGUGCGUUUCGGGGGGAAUAAUCGUUCGCAUUUCGUUAUUGAGAUGGUUAGCAUAGUUAUAGUUGAAGACAAGCGACAUAUGAAAUGGAGAGCACUGUACGUUGAUGUAUCCGAAUAGAUGCUCCUUUGCAUUUUCCGAUGAACAAUGUUUGCCAUAUUAAUUCAGGUUAAAGCGAGACAGGGAAAUGUUUUCAUUUUGUGUGUAAUUGCGAGCGUGCAAACAUAAAAAACAAACAAACAGCAACAACAAAAAAUAAUUUUUCAGUAUUAAUAGAGAUAAAAGAACAAAGUAUUUAAGAUAACAACAGAAUUUAGCCUUUUUAGUGACGAAUUUAGUAUUUUCAUGCUGAUGCCUGUUAAUAAUUUCAAACAAGUAUUGGAGAGAGGGAUCGUUGUACAUAUAUGAUUUUUUUAUUUUAUUUUAUUUUUGGCUGUCCCUACAACAGAAACGAAAAGGCCAUUUGAUUUCUUUGAGUGCCUGAUCCCGGAAUCCAAAAGCGUUUAUUUUGUCUCCCCACCAUAUAAAAUAUGCCAAAAACCCUGAGUGUUUUUGUACCGUUAACUGUAUAAUGUUUUCAUCUCAUCUUGCUCUCUUGUCUGUUUUUACUUUUCACUGAAGUGUUGUAUGUUUUCAUUUAGUUGUCUCACUCGAAGGAUACCACAAGUUGCAUUAUUUUAAUUUUUAUUAUUGUUAUUAUUUUAAAUUAUUAGAAGUGAACACUGCCUGAUGAAUAAAAGUAAAGAAUUCAUAUCUAAAACACUCAAUGGAAAAAAAAAUUUGGAUGGUACUAUUUUGGAGGGAAAGUUUAGCAUGUUCAUUCGAAUGGUUUGUCUUCCGAAAACAGAAGCCACAUCAUUAACACGUCGCAAAAUAACCAGUCGCACACAGUUAACGACAGCACUAUCAUUCUCAACAAAGGAGAUUUCAGUAAAAAAAAAACUCAUUUAUUGUUAAAUAAUGAAUAACAUCAUCUAUGUGUACCUUCAAGGGCUAACAAACGUAUUUAAUCACCGUUUUCUUCAGUUUAAAAGGAAUAUCUACUGAAUUCAUAUGCAGCUAAAUUAUGGUGUUACAUUUGGUAGUGUCUGUACAUUGUCUUUUGUGUAACAUUUUCUAUGAAGUCUGUAUAUUUAGUGUAAUAUUGUGUGGUAACACUACAGUUCAGCUCUAUAAGUUAACAUAUGCUAUUGCAUUAAUAUUUAUAAAUUUACAAUUAAUUGUAUUUUUACAGCAUUUAUUAAUCAAUUGUUAGUUCAUAUUAGUUCCUACUAUCUGGAAUUAAACAAAUUUGUUGACUUUAAGGGUUAAUUCACCCAAAAAUGAAAAUUCUGUCAUUAAUUACUCACCCUCAUGUUGUUCCACACCCGUAAGACCUUUGUUCAUCUU